UCAGUGUUUCAUUCGAAGAGAAGAACGAGUCGAUCGAUUACGACUACUUCUUUGUAAGCUUGCCCGUUCCUACUGAACGUGUGGUGGGUAUGGAAGAGGGUGAUGACUAUGAGGAGUAUGUGCCGGUGGCAAAGCGUCGAGCUUUGGAAGCACAGAAGAUUCUGCAGAGAAAGGGGAAAGCUUCUGCGAUGGAAGAUGAGAUGGAGAACGCGAAGCUCGCCGAGGUCAAGCCGAGUCUCCUGGUAAAGUCUUCUCAGCUUAAGCGAGAACAGCCGGAGAUUAGUCAGGCAGAGCAGCUUGUGCAACAAGAGAAAGAGAUGAUUGAACAUUUGUCGGAUAGGAAGACCCUCAUGUCAGUUCGUGAGUUGGCGAAGGGGAUUACUUAUACGGAGCCAUUGUUGACUGGUUGGAAGCCUCCAUUGCCGAUUAGGAGGAUGUCUAAGAAGGAAAUGGACUUGAUCCGGAGGCAGUGGCAUAUAAUUGUUGAUGGUCUAGAGAUACCUCCACCCAUUAAGAAUUUUAAGGAUAUGAGGUUUCCUGAUCCGAUUCUGAAGAUGUUGAAAGCUAAAGGAAUUGUGCAACCUACACCUAUUCAAGUGCAAGGUCUUCCAGUGAUUCUGGCUGGUAGAGAUAUGAUAGGGAUAGCGUUUACAGGAUCUGGGAAGACCCUUGUGUUUGUGCUGCCUCUGAUCAUGAUUGCGCUGCAAGAGGAAAUCAUGAUGCCCAUUGUUCCGGGAGAGGGUCCGUUUGGAUUGAUUGUCUGCCCAUCAAGAGAACUUGCUAGGCAAACAUAUGAAGUGGUGGAGGAAUUUUUGACUCCUAUGAGAGUCGCUGGAUAUCCUGAAUUGAGGGCUUUGCUUUGCAUUGGUGGGGUAGAUAUGCGGUCGCAAUUGGAGGUCGUCAAAAGGGGUGUCCACAUUGUGGUUGCCACUCCUGGAAGAUUGAAGGAUAUGCUGGCUAAGAAGAAAAUGAAUCUUGAUAACUGCAGGUACUUAACUUUGGAUGAGGCAGAUAGAUUAGUUGAUUUGGGCUUUGAAGAUGAUAUCAGGGAGGUUUUUGACCACUUCAAAGCUCAACGCCAGACUCUUUUGUUUUCUGCUACUAUGCCUACCAAAAUUCAGAAUUUUGCUAGGAGUGCACUGGUAAAACCGGUUAUUGUUAAUGUUGGAAGAGCAGGAGCAGCGAAUCUUGAUGUUAUUCAGGAAGUGGAGUAUGUAAAGCAAGAAGCGAAAAUAGUUUAUCUUCUUGAAUGUCUUCAGAAGACCCCACCUCCUGUUUUAAUAUUUUGUGAGAAUAAAGCUGAUGUGGAUGACAUUCAUGAGUAUCUCCUUCUCAAAGGAGUCGAAGCAGUGGCUAUUCAUGGAGGCAAGGAUCAAGAAGAGAGAGAGUAUGCCAUUUCUUCCUUCAAAGCUUUGAAGAAGGAUGUCUUGGUUGCAACAGAUGUUGCCUCUAAGGGGUUGGAUUUUCCAGAUAUACAGCACGUCAUAAACUAUGACAUGCCCGCUGAAAUAGAAAAUUACGUACAUAGGAUUGGACGAACUGGAAGAUGUGGUAAAACUGGAAUUGCUACAACAUUUAUAAACAAGAACCAGAGUGAGACAACCCUUUUGGAUUUGAAACAUCUCCUCCAAGAAGCAAAACAGAGGAUUCCACCUGUUUUGGCAGAGCUAAGUGAUCCAAUGGAAGAUUUGGAGGCUAUAAACGAUGCAAGUGGUGUUAAGGGCUGUGCGUACUGUGGUGGUCUUGGUCAUCGUAUCCGAGAUUGCCCGAAGUUAGAGCAUCAAAAGAGCGUGCAAAUUGCCAGCUCUAGGAGGGAUUACUUUGGGUCUGGGGGUUAUCGGGGGGAAAUCUGAUGUAUACCUUGCUCUCAUAUGCAUUGCUUCAGUUGAUAGCUGGUAUGAAAAUUUUCUGUACCUUCUUGUUUGUGUGACUUGAAAUAGAAAGUAGUAUUGUUGGUGAAGGCACAGUGAAGUUGCUGUUUAUGGUAAACUUUUGUUGCAGCUGAUUAAUAUAUUUGAGAAUCACUUAUAAUGCAAA
Molecule: messenger RNA, 2037 nt
Organism: Tripterygium wilfordii
Lineage: Eukaryota; Viridiplantae; Streptophyta; Magnoliopsida; Celastrales; Celastraceae
Product: DEAD-box ATP-dependent RNA helicase 35
Exons: 2
Coding region: 90-1853 (587 amino acids)
Biological process (GO): mRNA splicing, via spliceosome
Cellular component (GO): spliceosomal complex
Molecular function (GO): RNA binding; ATP binding; zinc ion binding
Source: RefSeq, a predicted model, not a curated record